Molecule: messenger RNA, 1839 nt
Organism: Lactuca virosa
Lineage: Eukaryota; Viridiplantae; Streptophyta; Magnoliopsida; Asterales; Asteraceae
Source: the annotation of a GenBank genome assembly
AUGAAGAAAUACUGCUACCAACGACUUUCCCAAUCCCUCUCACGUCACCAAUUUCGUUUAUUAGGGUUUCGAAGCUCCAUUUUGAUUGAAUCUCAACCCCCACAAUGUACCAAUUUGCAUACCAUCCGAGGAUUCUGCGCUUCUCCACAACAAUCAAAUUCAAACCCUUCAACGCCGUCCAGUCGCGUCUCGGACAUCGUUAACGAGCUAAUGAAUUUAACGUUGCUCGAAUCCGCAGACUUGACUGAGGUUAUGAGGAAGAAAAUGGGUAUAAAUGAGAUGCCGGUAAUGGCGGUGAUGAUGCCCGGCAUGGGGCUGAAGACCGGAAUGAAAGGAGGCGCCGGCGGUGCGGUGAAAGGUGGGGAAGAGAAGGCGGCGGAGAAGACAGCGUUUGAUUUGAAACUUGAAGGUGGAUUUGAUGCUGGGUCGAAGAUUAAGAUCAUUAAGGAAGUGAGAACAUUUACUGAUCUGGGUUUGAAGGAGGCUAAAGAAUUAUCAUUAUGGAAUGAGGUAACUUUGGAGAUCUUGGCAGAGUUUCUUAACCUCAUACGCAUACUUAUGUUCUUUGUAGAAGUGUUCAUUCAUAUUUCUAUGCCAAAAAAGCAACCAUUUAAGCUUUUAAGUUUUGUUUUCUCAUUUUUUUUUUAUCAACUCAAAUUUGAAAUUCCAUUACCAAAAGUGGAUCCGUAUAGACGGGAUCUUGUAUGCUCUUCAAACAAACAGUCGACGGAUUGGCGAUGGGAGAACGCCACCGCGGGAUCCGUUGCCGGUCUUGCUACCGUCACGUUUUCUCAUCCGCUCGAUGUUGUCCGGACUAGAUUCCAAGUUAAUGAUGGUCGGAACCCUAACCUUCCGACCUACAAGCACACUCCUCAUGCUCUCUUCACCAUUGGUCGAUCAGAGGGUCUCAGAGGGCUUUAUUCUGGCUUUUGCCCUGCAGUGCUAGGCUCAACUAUUUCAUGGGGUCUAUACUUCUUUUUCUAUAACAGAGCCAAACAAAGGUACCUGAAAAAUCAACAGGAAACAACCGUUCAUAUUCAUCUUGCAUCAGCUGCAGAAGCUGGAGGAUUGGUAUGUCUUUUCACGAAUCCUAUCUGGCUUGUGAAAACACGAUUACAACUUCAAACUCCUCAAAACACCCGCGCAUAUACUGGCUUAGCUGAUGCUUUGAAAACAAUACUGAAAGAUGAAGGAUGGAGGGCGUUGUACAAAGGGCUUUUACCGGGUCUUUUUCUGGUGACGCAUGGUGCUAUUCAGUUUACAGCAUAUGAGGAGCUUCGUAAGCUUUUGGUUGAUCGAAGGGAUAAACAAAUGGCCUCCAUUACUACUGCUGCUGAUUUAUUAGCAAGUUUUCGUAAGAAAUUGCGCGACUUUAGGGAUAAACAAAGAGGCUUGAGUUCUUACACUCCCGAGUCAUUGACGACAGUUGAUUACGCAGUUUUAGGAGCUUCCUCGAAACUGGCUGCCAGCCUGGCGACAUAUCCGUUUCAGGUCAUUCGUUCUCGCUUGCAGCAACGGCCCAUGGAUGGGGUUCCAAGAUACAUGGACAGCUGGCAUGCCGUGAAGGAAACUGCCCGGUUAGAAGGCGUAAGAGGUUUUUACAGAGGGAUAACAGCAAACCUUUUGAAAAACCUGCCUGCAGCUUCCAUAACUUUCAUUGUGUAUGAAAACGUUCUGCAUGUUCUAAAACUUGCAAAGACAACAAGCGAAAGGGCAAACAACUGACUGACACACAUGUAUUUCUUUUAUGGUACCACUUUUGGGAUAAAAACAACAAUUCAUUCAAUGCGCUUACUUUCUUCAUCAUUUUUUUUUUUUAGUUUUCAAGGAAUGUAUAUG